Drosophila rhopaloa is the source of this 1750-nucleotide messenger RNA. RefSeq names its product cell death activator CIDE-3 (gene Drep3). Gene Ontology annotation, biological process: apoptotic process; regulation of apoptotic process. NCBI's taxonomy places the organism in Eukaryota, Metazoa, Arthropoda, Insecta, Diptera, Drosophilidae. Bases 196 to 957 code for a protein of 253 amino acids. The transcript has 4 exons. The record is from RefSeq and is a predicted model, not a curated record.
UUUGUUGCACUUGGCUGUUGUGAAGCGGCGGCGCGCGAUCCGCAUUCAAAUCGCGUAUUGUAAUUAUCGGCAACUCAAUGGUCGAGUACCUCAUGAAAAUGUGAAGAAUUCGGUUCAUAAAAGCUAAGGUGCAAGCAGAGAGAAGUCCACGGAGUCCAGACAAGACGUGCAAAACUUUCGAGACGAGCAUUAUAAAUGACAGAAAUGAAUGCGGAUGAGACAAAGCCGGCUGGAAUGCCACAAGGAGCUGAUGAUGGAGGAGCAGGAUCUGCAGGAUCUGGAGGUGGUGCUGCCGACACUGAAGUAGUGGCUCCUCCUCCACCACGACAACGAACCCUAACACGCACGGCCGAACUGGAUGCGGACUGCGAAGACAUCGACUUGGAUGCCGACGUGGACGAUGCGGCGGAUAGCAUCACCUUGGAGUUGGCCUUAUCGCCGCACAGCAGCACCACGCCCACUCCGUCGCCCACCACCGCCGACGAGGACUUCGCCCAGCUGGACAACAGCAAGCCCUUCAAGAUCAAGGACAUCACGCGGAACAUCCGCAAGGCAGUGGUGGCCACAACGUUGUCGGAGUUGCGGGUGAAGGUGUCGGUGAAAUUCGAGCGGGCUCAGCCGGCGAUACACCUGGAUUGCGAUGGCACCGAGGUCGAUGAUGAGGAGUACUUCAGCACUCUGGAACCAAAUGCCGAAUUGAUUGCCGUCUUCCCUGGCGAGCAGUGGCGCGAUCCCAGCGACUAUAAUGCCAAUCUGCGUCGCACAUCGCUGGAUGCUCAGGGGUUGCGGCGGUUGGUGAGCAAACUGCAGCCGAACUUCAUGAACGAUGAUGAUUUGGACAAGCUGUCGAACAUGGAUCCCAACUCCCUGGUGGAUAUUACGGGACGUGAGCCGAAGGACAGCGAAUACUCGGCGAGGAGCGAUGCCGCCAGGAGAUCCACGGAGUUGUCCUGCUAAAAUGGGAGUGACGGACUCCCUCAAACGAAUGAGUGGUAGCUUAAGGACUGUGUGUGAAUGGCGAAUGUAUAUAUGUAGGGAAUUUGUACGAGUUUAUAUGGCCAGCCGGAGUAUUUUUGGAAAACGUUUUGAUGACGGCACUUGAAGCGACCGAUUUGGAUGGUUGCACCGUGUGGUUUUAUCUCAAUAACCGUAGUAGAUCUGAAAGUUGUGUAUUUUUCGAGCCCACAUUGUCGUAGAGCAACUCACCUUGAAUGUCUAUUAUCAGCCGCUAAUUGUUCCUAGACCAAUAGCCAAUUAUGAGCCAAAAAAACCUGGAGUGCCUCAAAGGCCGAUCUCCAGUCUUAGAUAACCUUAUCCUCACCUCACUCAGCGGACGAUCAACGAAUUGCAGAAUAUAGACCUUACCUAGGCAAAUAGAUAAAUAUAUAUAUUUUCCAUACCGGAAUCCUUGUGAAUGUCACACCAAAAACAGUUUGGGUUAUUAGGGAGCAAACUAAAAUGUACUUUAAUUGAAUCUCAAUUAAACCAAUUAACAAUUGAAUAAACGUUCACCCUAGGCACACAAAGAAGGGUUUUAACCCUUUUUUUUUGUAUUUAUGCUGCAUCAAUGAACAAGCACCAUUUGCUGCACUUUCCAAAGGGUUGUAGAAACCCGAAUUUAAUUCAAUUUACAUUUACGUUGUGUCCACAGGAAUCAAUUGGAAAUUGUAAUUUGUAACUUAAAAAAACAAAAAAAAAAAAAAACGAAACAAAAGAGAAAAUAAAUAAAUGGAUAAAUGUGUGAAAAUUA